Molecule: messenger RNA, 1002 nt
Organism: Helianthus annuus (common sunflower)
Lineage: Eukaryota; Viridiplantae; Streptophyta; Magnoliopsida; Asterales; Asteraceae
Exons: 5
Coding region: 1-1002 (333 amino acids)
Source: RefSeq, a predicted model, not a curated record
AUGGUUUGGAACCAUCUCAGUCGUUGGUGUAAGGUAGCUCCGAUGUAUUUUUUCGAGUUUAAGGAUCUGCUAAAAGUCCACGAGUACGCCGGUUUUACUGGUCGUAAGAAGGAUAUCCUAAUGGGUCUUAUCAGAAUCGGAUCUGUAUACGGGUCGUAUAAAGUUAUACGGCCUCUAGGGUUCAGAAUGCUUGAAUAUGAUGAUAUUAGAACACUGUAUACUGCAUGUAAACACAGUGGCUUUGUGAUGCAAGGAUCUUCGAAUGCGUCAAGAAGUAAGAAGAAGCUAGAGGAAGAAAAAGAAAAGGCCGACAAAGCGCGUAUACUCAAGUUUUUCCCAAAACUACCUCAAAGUUCUAGUUUUAAUGUUGAUAAAGAUAAUGCAGAUGUUAAUGUGGGUGAAGAUAAUAUGGUUGUUAAUGUGAAUGAAGCUAAUUUGGGUGAAGAUGAUGUUAAUGUUCACGUGGAUGAAGCUAAUGCGGGUGAAGAUGAUGUUGAUGUUAAUGUCAAUGUUAAUGUUAACGUAGAUGAAGCUAAUGUGAGUGAAGAUGAUGCUAAUGUUAAUCCUAGUAUUGAUAUUUUUGAUCCUAGAAAUUUGGAUAGGCUUAAUCCUAACUUGAUUAAUGAAUUGGUUAAGAAUGGCCCAAAAAGAGAUUUGACUAUUCAUAAGGGUCCCAUGGAUAAGGUUGGAAGACGAUUUUCUAAAUUCAUGUAUAACAGUAGCGGUAAGCAGAAAACUGAAAUAACCGAAAAAUCUGGACCGAAAAAACCGAACCGAAACAAAAACCAACGACAAGGGUAUAAGAAAGGUGGGUUGGAUAAUGAAGGUUAUUCAGAUUGGAAGCAUGCUUCUCAGGGUCUUAAGGACCAUGAAGUUAGCUUUGAACAUCUCAAGCACAUGCAUCAAUGGUUUGAAAUAAAUCAAAGGUUUAAUUGCAAUGAAACAAUAGACAAAGAAGCAUAUGAGCAUUUCAAAAAAGAAAAAGAUUUUGGAAAGAAGUGA